Messenger RNA from Lepus europaeus (European hare), 3187 nucleotides. It is a transcript of the gene RADIL, whose product is annotated as Rap associating with DIL domain. Gene Ontology annotation, molecular function: GTPase binding. The coding region runs from base 38 to 3187 and encodes 1049 amino acids. NCBI's taxonomy places the organism in Eukaryota, Metazoa, Chordata, Mammalia, Lagomorpha, Leporidae. The transcript is spliced from 14 exons. Gene Ontology annotation, cellular component: microtubule. Gene Ontology annotation, biological process: substrate adhesion-dependent cell spreading; neural crest cell migration; signal transduction. The record is from RefSeq and is a predicted model, not a curated record.
CUGAAGCCCGCAGCCGUGUCCGGAAGGCUCGCCCACCAUGUUUUAUGGGACUCACUUCAUCAUGUCUCCGCCCACCAAGAGCAAGCUGAAGCGGCAGGGCCAGCUGUUGUCCAGCAUGCUAACCCGGACGCUGAGCCACAAGUACCGUGACCUGGACCCUUCCUUCUCUGGCCUGGGUGCCACUGAUGACCCCGCCGAACUCUCCACGCAGCUCUCGGCCCCCGGGGUCCUGAAGGUGUUUGGGGACAGUGUCUGCACGGGCACCCACUACAAGAGUGUGCUGGCCACGGGCGCCUCCAGUGCCCAGGAGCUGGUGAAGGAGGCGCUGGAGCGCUACGCCCUGGACCCUGAGAGCGCCAGCCAGUACGUGCUGUGUGACGUGGUGGGCCAGGCCGGGGGCCCGGGGCAGCGCUGGCAGGCCCAGUGCUUCCGGGUGUUUGGGGAUAACGAGAAGCCCCUCUUGAUCCAGGAGUUGUGGAAACCCCGAGAAGGUUUAUCCCGGAGGUUUGAGCUGAGAAAGCGGUCAGACGUGGAAGAGCUGGCCGCCAAGGAUGUGGACACCGUCACGGCAGGGAUCAAUGCGCAGGCCCGGAGGCUGCAGCGGAUCCGUGCGAAGGGAACUCCAGCCCUGGCCCCAGGGGCUGCCCGGAGUUCCCCCCAGCCCCGGCUGCGCCGCACGGUCAGCGAGACCAGCCUGAACCCGGCUACCACCCUGCCCGACGUCUCCCAGGGCCCUGAGGAGCCCGGCCAGGACGCCAUGCGCUACUCCCUCUUCCAGUGCCCACACCUGCUCCUCCUGCAGGGCUACAGCCAGCAGCACGACAGCCUGGUGUAUGUGCUGAGCCGGGAGCGGCACACGGUGGGCCAGCGGACCCCCUCCAGCAAGCCCAGCAUCAGCCUCUCUGCCCCUGACAUCCUGCCCCUGCACUGCACCAUCCGCCGGCACCAGCCCCUGGACGGUGCUGCCGGGCCCAGGCUGGUGCUAGAGCCCAUCCCCGGGGCCCCCGUCUCCGUCAACUUCUCCGAGGUGGGGCGACGGACAGUGGUGCUGCACCAUGGCGACCUGCUCUCCCUGGGCCUCUACUACCUGCUGCUCUUCAAGGACCCUGCGCAGGCCCAGCCUCUGCCCGCCCGGGCCCUGGCACGCCUCCGGGCCGUGCCGCAGAGCUGCCGGGUGUGUGGCGCUGCGCUCACCCCGUCCAUGCCGGAUGCCCUCCCUCGCCGACGGCGGCUGCACCUGGAGUUUGAACGUGAGGAGGAGGACACCCUGGUGCAGAGGAUCAUGACGCUGAUCGAGCCUGGGGGCGACGACCACAAGCUGACCCCUGCCUUCCUCCUCUGCCUGUGCGUCCGGCACUCGGCCACGCGCCUGGAGCCAGGCACAUUUGGACAGCUCCUGCUGAAGAUCGCCAAGGCCGUCCGCGGGACAGUCUGGGAGAAAACCAAAGAACUAGCGGAGAAGCAGGCGCGACUCCAGGAACCCCUCUCCUGGGCCAGCUUCCCCAUGGCUGAUCUCGUGCCAGACCUGCAGCACAUUCUCUUCUGGAUGUCCAACGCCAUCGAGCUCCUGUACUUCACCCAGCAGGCCUGUCCACUCUACGUGCAGAGCCUGGAGGACGAGCUGGACGUGACAGGUUCCAAGGAGUCGCUGUUCUCCUGCACGCUGACGGCCAGCGAGGAGGCCAUGGCGGUGCUGGAGGAAGUGGUGCUGUACGCCUUCCAGCAGUGCGUGUACUACCUGUCCAAGUGCCUGUACGUCUGCCUGCCGGCCCUGCUGGAGUGCCCCCCGUUCCAGACGGAGCCCCGAGAGAGCUGCGGCUCGGCCCCUGCGCUGCCCGAGGAGCUGCGCCGCGUCGUGUCCGUGUACCAGGCCGCCCUGGACCUCCUGCGGCAGCUGCAGGUGCACCCCGAGGUCGCCUCCCAGAUGCUCGCCUACCUCUUCUUCUUCUCGGGCACGCUGCUCCUCAACCAGGUCCUGGACAGGGGCCCCUCCCUCAGCUGCUUCCACUGGCCCCGAGGCGUCCAGGCCUGCGCCCGCCUGCAGCAGCUCCUGGAGUGGAUGAGGAGCGCCGGCCUCGGGGCGGCUGGGGAGCGCUUCUUCCGGAAGCUCUCCUGCACCCUCCACCUGCUGGCCACUCCCAGUGCCCAGCUCAUCCAGAUGAGCUGGGCCGGCCUGCGGGCCGCCUUCCCUGCCCUGAGCCCAGCGCAGCUGCACCGGUUACUGACGCAGUACCAGCUGGCCUCUGCCAUGGGCCCCUUGAGUGCCUGGGAGCCGGGGCCCCAGGACAGCCCUGAAGCCUUCCAGCUAGAGGACGUCCUGGAGUCCUACGAGCACCCCCCGCCCAUCGUGCUGCCGAGUGAGGGCUUCCAGGUGGACCUGGACGCGGACUGCCUGGACGACAGCAUCUACCGGCACCUGCUCUACAUCCGCCACUUCCUGUGGGGCCUGCGCAGCCAGGCCGGCUCCGGUGGCAAUGCCACGUGGCCAGCACACGGCGAGGGCGUGCACCCCAUUACUGAGCGACAUCCUGGGGGCCAAGGCGGAGCCCUGGAAGCUGCUCCCAUCAGCUCCCUUUCUUCUGGAGCUCCCCUGGGAAGGCAGCCCAGCCAUAGGGGCCGUGGGGGCCCCCAGCAGGGCCCGCUGCAGGCAGACCCCUCGUGUCUGCUCACGCCUCCCAGCACCCCACUGGGCCUCGAGUCCAGAGACCCCGACUGGCCUGAGCCCGGCAUCCCCUGUGGCAAAGCGCUCCCGGAAGGGCAGAGGAACGGACUGGGCAGCCCCCCAGGGACGGCACCGGAAGGAGACUCCGUGGCCCCCGUGGACGAGCCCCCUCUCGCACCCUCCAGUGGCAGCUCCAGCACGGACGACUUCUGCUACGUGUUCAUGGUGGAGCUGGAGCGAGGCCCCUCGGGGCUGGGGAUGGGCUUGAUCGAUGGCAUGCAUACGCCCCUGGGCGCCCCGGGGCUCUACAUCCAGACCCUGCUGCCGGGCAGUGCCGCAGCAGCUGACGGACAGCUGUCGCUCGGAGACCGGAUCCUGGAGGUGGACGGCCACAGCCUGAUGGGCGUCAGCUACCUGAGAGCUGUGGAUCUCAUCCGACGUGGUGGCAAGAAGAUGCGGUUUCUGGUCGCCAAGUCUGACAUGGAGACAGCCAGGAAAAUCCGCUUCCGCACGCCCCCUCCCUAG